UGUAUCUCAGUUGUGUUGUAUACUAAUAUUGCGUAUUUCUAAUUAUAAUCGCUAUUUCAAGUUAAAUAAAAUAUUUAAUCUAAAUAUCAGUGAUCGUGUUAAUCGUGUCAACAAUGUCUGCUAUGGAUUUUGAUUUGUAACGUCGGUAACAGUGUUUGUACGUUAGGUGUUAAAGGACAAAAGUGACGCGCUCUCUUUUACAAGGCAAUAUACAAUACAAGCUAUUAAUAAUUUGCUAUACAUUAGCAAUUUAAAAACUCCAAUUUCUUCCUUAUUUGUGAUGUUCCCGCAUUUCAUCAGCGCGGACGAAGAAAAGAAGACGAUUCUUAUUCCGAGUGUUAAUCUUCUACACUCAAAAAGAAAAGGAAUAUUUAUACACCCGUCUGCUAUGUACAGAAGUAACACACCAAGCUGUCAAAGAAUAACACCGCUGUUGAUAACGAGAAGUUUGAGUGGUUAAAUUGUUGGCACAAACAGUCACGAUGAAACUUCUUGAGAGUGGGCAUUUAGAGGCUCUCAGUAGGGCGCUUUCGAUCCUCAAUGGGGACAGCGCCGUGCAAGGUCGGGUAGAAAGCUACAGUUGCAAAAUGGCAGGCACCGAGAAAGCUUUCUACAAAAGGUUUACGGCUGAUGGUGAGACUACUCACAAUCUCCAAGCACUGUCACCUCCUGAAGGUGUUUCAUACAGUCGCAGCCUGUCUGGAGAUGAAGAUGGAGUAUUAUGUGACACCAUAUCAAGGAAGACAUUGUUCUAUCUUAUUGCUACACUAAAUGCUGCAUUUCCUGAUUAUGAUUUUUCUAUGGCAAAGAGCAGUGAAUUCAGUGCUGAACCAUCACUUAGCUGGGUGCAAGGAGCUGUAGAAGCGGCGCUGUCGACGGUAGGCGGUAUGCGCUGGCGACAACUGCGUCCGGCUCUAUGGGCCGCAAUAGACAAAGAAGUACUUUUGCCUGAAUGCCGUAUCUACAGUUACAACCCUGAUCUAGCAAGUGAUCCGUUUGGUGAACCUGGUUGUCUAUGGGCCUUCAACUAUUUCUUUUAUAACAGGAAAUUGAAACGCAUUGUUUUCUUCACAUGUAGAGCCAUGAGUCCUGUGUGUGCUGUUGAUUCAGGCGUAGACUUCGCAAUGGAUGAAGACGAAGAGUAUAAUUGAAUAUGAAACUGGAGUGUUUAUAUUUUUUGCACUUUUCAUUACACAUUUUAAUGACAAUAACGAAUAUUUUCUUAUCUGUAUUAAUCACUUGUUUAAAUGACACAGAAACUCAGUAAUGAAAAAUGUAAAGUAAAAUAAAUUUAAUUAAUUAUAAUACUGGUUCUUCCCUCCUAUUGGUUUUAUAGUCUAAGUAACCAUUUAAAUUUUGAUUUUUAAGCAAAUAAACGUGAAUAAUAACUUACUAAUUAUAAAUGUAUUUAAAACCUUAUAGUUUGAUAUUUAAAGAUAUCUUGAUAACUAACGGAAAUUCUUUAAAUUUCGAGUUUAAGCGGUAUGUAAUAUUAGUAUACAUGUAAAAAAGUAUUGAACAAACUUUUGAUUUACUUCAUUAAGUUUAUAUUUACCCUAUUUCAUCAAAAAAAAUAGGGUAGAUAAAUACUCUUUACGUCACAGUAAAUGUUGUACAUCGGUUUUUAUUUAAGUAGGUAUGUCCUCAUUCAUUAUUUGGAUGUAGAAUUUCUUAAGUGAGUAAAUUGUUUUUGGAAAAACUGGAACAAUAAAACGUCCAAAUUUUGCAAACUUCCCUACUGUACAAUAGAACAGAAACAAUGUAAUGUAAUUAUUAAAUUAAUAGGGUGCUUAGCAGAGUAUCUAUAUUUAUUGACAGGUUAUAUAAUACAGAAUUAAAAAAAAAACUAGGAAAUUAAAAAAACAAAGAUAAAAUCGUCAAACACAUUACAUAAUAUAAAAUCAGUUUUUUUUAGUAACUACUUAUUUGAUGCUAUUUUUAAUAUUUUUGAUUGUAUUUUAUUUAGAAUAGAUAUAUAAAUAUGGAUUGAUUGAUUGAGUUUAAUUUCUAAGUAAAAUAUCUAUUUGUAACUUUUAUGUGAUGACUUUAUUCUUAUUUCACUAUUUUAAGUCAUAUUUUGUUAUUGCAAAUAUACAUGUUUAUUGUACCGUAAAAUCAGUCAUACAUGGUAUAGCUUAAUUGAUAUAUUUGCGUAUAAUUGGACCUAGCGUAUUCCGUACUUUUGCUACAAAGCACAGACACUGAAUGAUUUCCAUCAGCAUACAUUUCGGAUUUGAAUUUAAAAAUAUUAAUAUUGUCGGAAAGAUUUUAGAAACCUUAUUUUCAAAUAAUUAUCCUACACUAUCAUUUAAAAUAUAAUUUCAACAAUAAAAAGGCAGUCGGCUCUAUUAGGU
This is a messenger RNA of Achroia grisella, 2354 nucleotides long. It is a transcript of the gene Maf1, whose product is annotated as repressor of RNA polymerase III transcription MAF1 homolog. Lineage: Eukaryota; Metazoa; Arthropoda; Insecta; Lepidoptera; Pyralidae. Gene Ontology annotation, cellular component: nucleus. Gene Ontology annotation, molecular function: RNA polymerase III core binding. The transcript has 4 exons. The record is from RefSeq and is a predicted model, not a curated record. The coding region runs from base 483 to 1151 and encodes 222 amino acids. Gene Ontology annotation, biological process: negative regulation of transcription by RNA polymerase III.